AUGUGUACGUUGGUUGUGAUGUAUACAUUGAUCGCAAACGAACAACAGUCUGCCAACAGUGGAGUGUUUGGACGAAGGGUAGUUGUGGAAAAGUCACCGAACAACAGACGUGCUGAUGAGCUCUGA
Molecule: messenger RNA, 126 nt
Organism: Colletotrichum orchidophilum
Lineage: Eukaryota; Fungi; Ascomycota; Sordariomycetes; Glomerellales; Glomerellaceae
Exons: 1
Coding region: 1-126 (41 amino acids)
Source: RefSeq, a predicted model, not a curated record